Apis cerana (Asiatic honeybee) is the source of this 2943-nucleotide messenger RNA. It is a transcript of the gene Rtca, whose product is annotated as RNA 3'-terminal phosphate cyclase. Gene Ontology annotation, cellular component: nucleus. Gene Ontology annotation, molecular function: RNA-3'-phosphate cyclase activity. Lineage: Eukaryota; Metazoa; Arthropoda; Insecta; Hymenoptera; Apidae. Gene Ontology annotation, biological process: RNA processing. The record is from RefSeq and is a predicted model, not a curated record.
UAUACAUUAAAUAUUGAAAAAAUUUUUUAAUUUAAAAUUCAAAUAUAUAUGACUUAAAGAUGUCAAUAUCAUGUUAUAUCUUAUGAAAAAUGAAAUUAUAAAUGUUUGUAAAAAUUGUUUCUAUGAUAUAAUUAAGUUUUAUUUUAUUUUAUUGAAAAAUAGGAAAAAUUUUUAGUUUGUAUAUUUCGUUAAUUAUAAUAAUGUUUAUUGAAGUAAAUAAUUAUUCGGAUUAAGAUCUAUUUUAUUUCAUGAGUUAUAAAAUUUUAAAGAAGUAAAUAUUUAAGAAAAAUAUAUUAAUUAUGAUAUAAUAUUAUCAUUUUUAUUGUGUAAAUUUAUAUUAUGAUAUGUAUUAAUGCAAUUAUAGAAAUUCACAUUAACAACAAAUAAAGUACUAUAUUAAAUGGAAUGAAAUGGUAUGUAAUUUUAUAAUCUUGAUUAAUGAAUUAUAGUGAAUUUGACAAAGAUUUGAAUCCAUUUAACUUUAACUCAAAAAAAUAAAUUAAUCAAAGUUAUUAUAAUACUAAACAUACAAAAAAUAAUUUUUAACAUUCUAAAAAACUAAAUUAAUUUAUUUGAAAAUAACAAAAUGAGAUAAUUUUAACAACUAAAGAAAAGUUAUUUGAAUCUAUAAGCAAUAUCUAGAUUAAAUGAAAACUAAUUUAUAUUUAGAAUAUAUGAUUAAUUUUAGAAGGUUGUUAAAAAUAGUAUUUAUUUAUAUCUUAUUUUUAUUAUUUUUUAUUAUUUAAAUCUUAGGAAUUUAUACUUUAUUUUAAACACUUAUUUUAAAAAUUCUCAAUAAUCUAAUAAUCUUUUUUUGUUAUUGGUUUAACAAAAAAAAUAAUAAAAAUAUUAUAUAUAUAUAUGUAUAUAUAAUAUAUAAUAUGUAAUAUAUAUCUAUAAAAUAAAUACAAUAUAAUACAAAACAUAAAAAUAUAUAUAAGCUAAAAAAGAAAUAAACAUACAAAUAAAAGUUAAAAAUUAGAAUCAAAAAUUGACGGCAUUAAAUGACAAUAAACAUAAAUUAAUUUUGAUGACAAUAAAUAUAAAUAAAUAUUGUUGAUUGAUUCUCACGAGAAUAAGACUUUUAUCUAAUAGAAUGAUGAUAAAUACAAAUGAUCAGACAUUGGAAAAAUCGAUAUUUUGAAAUUCUAUAUUUUUACUUAAAAUAGAAUUUUUUUCUCAUAAAAUAAUAAUAAUUUAAUUUAAUAAUAAUUUAGAUUGAAUUUGUCUUUUUUACAUUUGAUUCGCAAACUUUUCUUUAGUAAUUCAGGUUAUAACAAAUUUGGCAAAUGUUAAUUAUUUUUCUAAACUAGCCUUUAGCAUAGGAAUAAUAGAGAUGAAGUCGAAAAUCGUAUAUGCAAAAACAAAUGGUUUGAUCACUUGUAAAAAAGAACAAAUAUAAUAAGUUGAGAGACCUCUAGUAGGCAAUAUUCUCACAAAACUGCUCAAACUUUGAAUAAUUUGAUUUCGUCCCGUCAAAGAAACUUUCGGACGAAAAAAUAUAAUUGUUUGAUGUAUAGCUUAUUAUACUUUAUAUACACAUAAACUUUCAUUAGAAUUAAAAUUUUUACGGAUUAAAUAAAUUUUCUCAUAAGAUAGUGAGAUUUUUUUGAUUAGAUAUAUAUAUUUUAGAUAUAUAUAUUAACUACCGGUAAACAACUUCAAUUUUGCUUUCUUAAAGAAGGAACGAUAUUUUAGUGCAAAAUUUAUAUAGCGGAGUGUUGCGUGCUUUUCGCACACUCGACCGCACUAUUCAUACGAUGUCCGUAAUACAAAUUGAUGGAAGUUUAGGUGAAGGUGGGGGUCAAGUAUUAAGAAUAGCACUUUCUUUAAGUGUAUUGUAUAAAAUUCCAAUUAAAAUUAAUAAUAUACGAGCAGGUCGUCCUAAACCUGGACUUGCUGCACAACAUUUAAAAGGAGUAGAACUAUUAAAAGCUAUGUGUAAUGCAGAUGUUCAUGGAGCAUAUAUAGGAUCAACAGUAUUAGAAUUUAAACCUGGUCAAUUAAAUGAAAAAAGAAAUAAUACAUUUCUUAUAGAUACAGGAACUGCUGGUUGUAUUUGUUUACUAGCUCAAGUAGCUUUACCAUGUGCUCUUUUUUUUCCACAAAGGGAUAUGGUUACAUUAAUUCUUAAAGGUGGUACGAAUGUUCCUAUGGGACCACAUAUAGAAUAUCUCACAGAAGUAUUGAAACCAUUACUUAAUAAAUUUGGAGCAGAUUUUGAUUUUAGAGUUAUAACAAGGGGUUACUAUCCAAAGGGAGGUGGAGAAAUAUAUUUAUAUAUAAAACCUGUAUAUAUUUUGAAAGCUAUUACUUUAACUGAUCCAGGAAUUCCUCGUGAAAUAUUAGGUUGGGCAUAUGUUGCAGGUGUUGUUCCUAUUAAAGAAGCACAUAAAAUGGCCAAUGAUGUAAAAUCAAUUUUAACAGAAGGUCUAAACAAGCAUAAUAUUCCAUUACCACCUAUAAAUAUUGAAGUCUAUAAAGAGGAUAAAUCUAUAGCUAUUGGUAAUGGUUCUGGCAUUAACGUAACAUGUACUACGACUAGUGAAUGUAUUUUUGGUGGAUCAGGAUUGGGUUCUGGACGUCAAGAGCAAAUAGCUCCGGGUAUACAAGCAGCUAAUGAAAUUUUGGACACAAUUUUAACAAGAUCUUGCGUCGACGAUUACGCACAAGAUCAAUUAAUCAUCUUUAUGGCUCUAGCUAAAGGUACUUCUAGAAUUAAUCUUGGCAGUAAAAAACUUACUUGUCAUACAGAAACAGUUAUAAAAGUUGCAGAGUUGAUGUUAGCUCAAUUUAAUCUUCAUUUUAAUUUAUGUGAAAAUAGUAAUGAUGGAGAUAAUAUUUCAUACAGCUUAGAAUGUAAAGGUUGUGAAUAUGAAAAUAAAUAUGCAGAAUAAAUAUGUAUGUUUUAUAUUGUGCAAUAAAUAUUAUUUGAAUGCAAAA